Messenger RNA from Musa acuminata subsp. malaccensis (wild Malaysian banana), 862 nucleotides. RefSeq names its product adenylyl-sulfate kinase 3-like. Gene Ontology annotation, molecular function: ATP binding; adenylylsulfate kinase activity. The record is from RefSeq and is a predicted model, not a curated record. Gene Ontology annotation, biological process: sulfate assimilation. Lineage: Eukaryota; Viridiplantae; Streptophyta; Magnoliopsida; Zingiberales; Musaceae.
CGGCGGAGCUACUCGGAUCUGCCGUUCUCUCUUUGGAUAUACCACCAAGCGUUUGAACGAAACAGGGUUCCCGAAGGAGGGAGAAGCACGGAGCUCAUUCUCCUCCCCAAACAAAUUAUUUUCGACGUCGUCGCUUCGAUGUCUGCUGUCGGGAAGUCGGCGAAUAUCUUCUGGCAAGAAUGCCCGGUGGGGAAGCUCGAUCGGCAGAAGCUGCUGAAGCAGAAGGGUUGCGUCGUUUGGAUCACCGGCCUUAGCGGCUCAGGGAAAAGCACUUUAGCAUGUACAUUGGGCCGAGAGCUGCAUUCUAGAGGAAAGCUUGCUUAUGUGCUAGAUGGUGACAACCUUAGGCAUGGGUUGAACAAGGAUCUUGGCUUUUCAGCAGAAGAUCGUGCAGAAAAUAUACGCAGGGUUGGUGAAGUGGCAAAGCUCUUUGCAGAUGCGGGUUUGAUCUGUAUUGCUAGUUUGAUCUCUCCAUAUAGGAAAGACAGGGACUCAUGUCGUUCAAUUCUUCCAGACCUUAGUUUCAUUGAAGUGUUCAUGAAUAUGCCUUUAGAUCUGUGUGAAGCAAGGGAUCCAAAAGGUCUUUACAAACUUGCUCGAGCAGGAAAGAUAAAAGGUUUUACUGGGAUAGAUGAUCCAUAUGAACCACCUCUUAACUGUGAGAUAGAAAUACAAGAAGAAGAGAAUGGAGUUUGCCCUUCACCUUGUGCCAUGGCCGGACAAGUCGUAGGUUACUUGGAAGAGAAAGGCUUUCUACAAGUGUAAUAAGUCUUUACAAAUUCUUUUGCAAAUUAUACUAUCUAACAUCUAGAUCGUCUCUAGUUUUGUCAUACAUCUAUUUAAAUUCAUGGGCUAAAAUCAA